Messenger RNA from Penicillium macrosclerotiorum, 720 nucleotides. RefSeq names its product cytochrome b561 domain-containing protein. Bases 1 to 720 code for a protein of 239 amino acids. Gene Ontology annotation, molecular function: transmembrane monodehydroascorbate reductase activity. The record is from RefSeq and is a predicted model, not a curated record. NCBI's taxonomy places the organism in Eukaryota, Fungi, Ascomycota, Eurotiomycetes, Eurotiales, Aspergillaceae. The transcript is spliced from 3 exons.
AUGGCAUCAGCCUCGGAUAGCUCGGACAACCAUGCGGUGACGGACCAGUUUCCGGAAAGUGAACCUUUACUGGGCCAUCCGGGCGAUGCCACACAACGACAGGGAGAGAGCAUCAUCCGCAAUCUAAUUACAGGUGAGGCGGAUCGGAAUCAGACAAGCCAGUUGGCGGCGCUCGUGUGGUCCAAUCUGCUUUCGCACCCAAUUAUUCUCUUUACGGCACAUCCGCUUCUUGCCAGCUCUGCCCUACUGCUUCAAGUGCAAGCUACGCUCAUCUUGCAGCCGACCACAACCCCGCCACAGAAACGCCUCGGCACCCGCAUCCACUACAGCAUUCAACUUCUCAGUAUCCUGUGUUUCCUCGGCGCCUUCAUUGUCAUUGAGAUCAAUAAAGGCGAUCACCCCCGUCUGACUUCUCCGCACGGUGUUCUCGGCCUCCUCACCGUCAUCAGCGUGGUGCUCCAGUCCGCCGUGGGCAUUAUCCAGUUCUUCUUCCCAGUCACAGUCCUAGGCAGCGCUGACGCCGGAAAGCGGAUCUAUAAGUAUCACCGUUGGUCUGGCUAUGUUCUGCUACUGCUGGAGGUUUCAACUGUUGUGGCGGCGACGCAAACAGAAUACAACCUAAGCACAUUGCGAAUUCCGACCUGGGGCGCGGUGAUAGCCAUCAUUCUAACUUUGUCUGGCUUGGGUGCGAGGAUCAAGAAGCAUAAACUAGGGCUGUGA